Messenger RNA from Xyrichtys novacula (pearly razorfish), 27958 nucleotides. Lineage: Eukaryota; Metazoa; Chordata; Actinopteri; Labriformes; Labridae. The record is from the annotation of a GenBank genome assembly.
GGCGUCCUAUCUGUCUGUGUCCAGAGGAGAGGAGCGGCCGCCAUGUUAACCAAGAAGCCCGGAACCUCGGUCCUCCCGACGGGUGAGCACAGCCUCUUUAGCCGGCCCUAGAGUUGCCUUAGGCCGGCUAGUGUUGAGGGAACACACCGCCGAUUCCCUGCUUCUAAUUGACCCCUUUAAAUCCAUCUAAACUAAAACAUAACCGGGUGAGAAAGGGGGUGAAACACAGAGGAAAGGAAGGGCUAGGGUAGAAACAGCCUUUCUUCUUGUUGUUUAUUCAAUUAUCAGUAAUCUUAUUUUAGAAAAGGUGGGGCAUACUGGAGGAAAAAUUACGUUUAGAUGUACAAGUUUAACGAAAGGAAAGAAACCAAACUACAAGCUGCUCCAGACGUCUCCCUAGCCCAGUCUGUCAGGUUUAUUUUUAGCAGAUGAGAAGUGACAGCAGCAGCAGAAGAAGCAGGAUUCCCGGUGUGUUUACUGCAUGUUUAUAUCGGAUUUAACUCCUUUAUUGAUCCUCUAUAAUAACACUUGGUUUGUCUUAAGUGUCCGUUUGCCAAUUCGCGGUGUUUUAACGUUUGUGUAUUGUGUUAGCAAGGAAUGUUUUGCUCACGGACGAAUCGGCUCCUUUAAACGGCUCCUUGAACCGAAUUUCUUUAUCAACCACAACGGGCGUAUUUACAAGAUAUUUGCAUGUAUUUUUUUAAUGACACCCAAAAUGCAUUGAUAUAUAAAGUUGAUAAUGUUGUUAAUCUAUAAAAUUUUUAGUCCGAUGGGCUUUAAAUAAGUUAUUCAACCAACAAGUGGACUUGCUUGUAAGAGAUCAAGGAAGCUUUGUUUUAUUUUGUUAGUCAGCUGAAAGCCAAUUGAUUUUUAAUUAGCUCUUGAGGUGUACUUAUUCAAUAAACACUACCUAUUUAUAUUCUACAUUGUUGUAAAAACCUGAAAGGAUAUAGUUAUAAUGCGUAGCCUGCUAAAUGGGUCAUUAUUGUCACUAAAGGAAAAUUGGGGCACUGGCUAAUCUGUAGGUAAAUCAAACCAGUUUAGAAGGAAAUAUCUGCUAUUUUAAAGUUAAAAAUUGCCAGAUAUUAGGUUGAAAAUGUCAUGGUUAAAAAUAUUAUGUCGAGAGUCUGCAACUAGGCCAUCUUAAACAAGUUGCCAGGUUGUUUUUUAGGAUAACUUCAGCCUCAAUUUGGGUGGCUAUUUAAGCUUGAUUUUACAUAAGCUUUGCUAUGGCGCAAUAGCUAAGUAAGGUGAUAUACAUCUUCGUGCUAGCAAAGUAGACAUACGAAAUAUAACGGCAAUAUCAAACUGAAAGCUGUCUAGGAGCAGAAAGAGGUAACUCCCAUUUUUUGGGGUGAGCCAAAUGAUCUGGGUCCCAAAAAAUGGCUGGAAUUCUCCUCACUAAUGUUAGUUAUGGUAUUUUGGUGAUGUUCCGCAUGUGUGUGUGUGUGUGUGUGUGUGUGUGUGUGUGUGUGUGUGUGUUUUCUUGGUUGCCGGGUAAUUUUGGCCCCUUGGUCCGCAGACAGAAAUACAGCUUUAGUUCAGUCAGAGGUCACUUGGUUUUUCCUCGUCAGUGAAAUUUAUUUUUGCCAGCUGUCUGUUCUAAAAAAAAAAAAGGGCAAUUUAGAUUCUUGUGUAAUUGAAGUAGCUUGACUAACAUGCUAAUGCUAGGUCUUUGCUGUUGUUAUUAUGGUAAAUACUUAACUAAAGGUAGCGUCUAAAGCUGGUGAAAAUACUGGAGUUUUUUUUUCAUAAUUGAAAUUUGCCUUGGUAACAGUUAGAAUCUGGGCUAGUUUACCAGCAUUAGCAUCUUCCAGCCAAUUGGUUUCCAACAUGCUUGUGAAAAUGCUUUUGAGAUGAUUUAAUGCUGCGUUGAGUUACCUCGAAAGUCAGAAGUCCGACCUGAAAAUGACGUCACACCUGAGUUACCAGCGUUUCAGUUGCCAAGUCGGAAAAAAGCAAAAUCGGAGGCCUGAAACAAGAUGGCUACAUCUACGAAAGUUAUUUUAUUUCAGAACUUGCCUUAUAUUGGGACAAGGCAAGCACUAAAAUAACUUUCGUAGAUGUAGCCAUCUUGUUUCCGCCUCCUCUCUGUUUUUUUCUGACUUGGUAACUGAAACGCUGGUAACUCAGGUGUGAUGUCAUUUUCAGCUCGGACUGCUGACUUCCGAGGUCACUUGAACGCACCACAAGAAUACUAUGUUGGCACUGUUAUUUUUGUUACCAUCACUAACAUGAUAAUAUUUUGAAUACAAUGCAGUUCACCUGGAGUUUUCCAGGUUAACCCUUGUUUUAUAUGUACUAUUUUUGAAUUAAGGCGCUAAAGAAGCUUUUAGUUACUUCUAAAAUGUAAGAAUGGAAGUCUUUGAAAGGUUUUCACCGAGCCAUGUGACUGUAACUAACAUGUAGUUCGCUCCUUUGCUUAUAUAAGUGUAACUGUAGUUCGGAAAUAGGUUAUCUUACAGCAAACACUGGAUCUGAAGUAAACAUGUGAUUAUUAGUCAGGUCUUUGCUAAGCAGUGUAUAUUUACAUAGAGGCAAAUAUUAUUAUAUAAUGUAAACAUAUGGAACAAUUCCAUUGUGUAAAGCAUAGGUCUUUUACUGUUCAGAGAGCAGUGGCAAAUUUACAGAAAGUUUGAUGGAUUUCGUCAGUAUUGCAGUUUUCCACUGGUCUUGAUUUUGCAAGUGCCGUUAUUAUUGAGGUAGCUCUGGUGUUCUUGCAUUGAAAGUCCUUUUUUUCUCUCUACCAUAUUGGUAUUUGAGCUGCUUGGGUCUUUUUUUUCUACAGUAUUAACACUAAAAUGAUGUGUUCUUACCAGAUUUUGACCUUGUGGUUUUUUAAGCUUACGUCUGUUCUUUCACAGCAGGUUUUUCUUACAACUUUGAGUCUGUAAUCCCUGCCUUAAAUCCCUCUACAGCAUUCAUUCACCAUGUCUGCGGCUCCAUAAUCAGUUUAUUAGUGCUUUGAAUCUGUCAGUGUUUUCUCCUGUAGGCUGCGUGGAGACAGUUUGUGCUGCUUCAGGCUGCAUUAUCAGUUCUGUUCCAGUUUAUGUGUCCCAGUUUCAUCCAACUCUAUAAAGCAUGCAUUUUAUGUGCCUACAUUGAUGAAGCAAAGAGAUUUACAACCAACAUGUCUCAGUUAAACUAGGGCUUCCCAUUAGAGGCAAGUUGAAAUUCGAAAGCACCACAAACAUCAAGUAAAAGGAGCAUUUUCUGAGGUAAUGUUCAGUCAAGCUCUUGCUCGAAGCACACCACCACAGUCUUGCAAUUUUUGACUUUUGUCCAGCUGUGAGCGGCUCCUCGAUUUAGCCUCAGCAGUGGGAAGAAUGUCCAAUAAUACAUCCAGCACAAGCUAUUUUUAAGACCUCGGGAAGCUAAAAACAAACCGGUUUGUGAGAUGUUUCACAUUUCUUUGGAUCCUCGAUGUACUCAGUCUUUUUUACUGGGGAAACCGGUGCUCAGUUUUGGACUCAUGUGAAAUGACACUUGUUUUCACAUCUCUGCACAUGGCAAGUUGUUACAUCUGUGGGUGCAAAUGUCAAACUGUGUUUCCUGGAAAUUGCAAACAUUGCUAAAUGUUCUCUGCAAAUAUAGGUGGCUGGCAUGCAGCUCCAAACAGUGGUUGUUUUUUAUAUAACUUUUCUGAAACCAAAUAAGCAAGAAUAGAAUUGAAAUAAGUGGAUUCAAUGGGAUGUUUGUGAGAUUUUACGUAGGCUUCAAAAGUUUAAGUUGUGAGCCAAUAGCAUACAUUUUCUUCCAAUUUCACGAGAUAUUACAGAUGGAGGUUAAAAUUUAAAGGGUACAGUUAAUAAUUCAUGACUAAUUUAUGAACUACUAAGUAUUUAUUCUCUUUACAGUUGAAUUUCAAUCCACAGACCACCAUUUAAAAAACCAGGCUCUUGAGAAACUUGACUUUGGUGUUCUGAAUCACAGUCAAAGGUCUAUCUUUGUAGAGACUCACGUCACAUUUGAUGGUGCGUUUCGCUCUAAAGAUAAAGUUUAAACUGUGCUGCAGGCUUGAGCAACCCCAAACUCUUUUGCACCCUAAAAUUACUCAAAACCCUCAAAUAUGCAAAAACAAAACAUAGAUUGAACCCAGAAAUGGUAAAUAUUGUGCAACCAGGAUCUUAAAAAUGAUCAAUUCUUCUUCGGUGGUGCAUGAUAGACAGAUAUUAGGACAUCAGCAUUUAACAAGGAAGAGAAAGGAAUUCCUCCGAUGGUAGUUUCCUUGUCUCUGUUCCCUAAACUUUUUUAACUCAGCACCUUUGUUGGUUUGUGACCCCAUCGAGCGUCACAGCGCUGAACACCAUGGUCACGCUGCUGCAGGUUUUCCCACUCGUCCUGUCAAGCAGCAUGCCGGACGUGCUCGCCGCCGCUCUGGCAUCUGCAGCGCGGUGUCAGGUUCACAUUCAGCACCCUGCUUUUCCACUCUGCUAGCAUGCAUCUGUCAGGCCUGCAGGGAGGUUUUACUGCCUGUGCUCUCUCUGCAGUAUGGAUCUGUGUAACAUUAUCAUAUGUCCCGUACAGGCAGAGCUCAGUGUCGUCACACACUGCGGCGCCGCAGGCCUGUACGAAACUUCACAGACUAGAUUCAUCAGAGUCUAAAUAAUGCUCAUUACUGUCACAGAUGUCUUUUAACAUAUUGAUAACUAUUAUAAACGUUUGUACAGCUCUGUCAUAUGAAAAAUGCAGCUUAAAAUCUCUUUCAAGGUGGACAAAAUACUUGCAAAAACAAACAGAUAUUCUAUCAAAGUGAUGCCCUUUUGGUUAUGAGAAAUAUUAAAAUUGAAAACAUAGUGAGUGAUACUAAAAUCAAUAUUAACCACAUUACGCAAGGUUAUUUAAUCCAACCUACAAACACUAAUAAACCAGAAAGAAGGAAGCAGAUAUUCCUUUAUUAUAGCACUGAAUAAUAAAUCCACUACAGUGUCAGUUUUAAGGUCUUUACAGACGUCAAUAUUUUUUUUUCGAACCUGUAUCCUGUCAAUGUAAGCGUUAACAUCAGCAAUGUUUUCCCGUCCUGCGAUAUUGCGGCAUUUUUUUUUUGGAUCAUGGUCGAUUUUUCUAAAGUUUCGCGUACUGUGUGUCCACUUCUGACCAAUCAGAUUGCGUGUUGUUGCAACGUCGAAAUCACCAGUAUAUCCAACAUAUCCAACAUAUCUCACCGGCUAAUUGUUAACGUGUCGGAGAACAGAGUGCUUUUUGAUAAAAAAAAAAACAAAUAUUACAAAGAUGACGACCUGAAGGACAACAUGUGGAGAGUCAUAGCGUUGGAUUUCUCAUAUGACGAUGGUUUAUGUGCUUUAACAGUUUGCUAAACGUCUUUGUUUUAACUUUCAUCUGUGCUAAUGUAUGCUAACGGUUGUUACCAUAGUUUCAUGUGCUUAUCUGGUACUGGCCCCGACUCAGUAUUUGCUAUCAUGACAGAAAGCCAUCUCAACACUAGUGUCUAAUCAGAACUGAAAACAAUCAGCGACCGUGGUACAGUUUCAGCUCCUGAACCAAGCAGUGAAACUCACCAAGUUCUCUUCUUUUUUGUAAUAUUGGAUGCACCCAUGUGCUACGUUUCUUUUUCUUUAGAGAAAGCAGAAGAAGUACCAAUUCGCCAUCACUUCAAGUUGAAGUAGACUCCAUUUUUGUCCUCUCGCUUCCACCCAGGACUCUGGUCGUUAAGAGAAGGUCCUGCCCUCCUUCGCCUCUGAUUGGCUAUAAGUGCUGACCGUUUGGCUUGAGUGUUUGAUGACGUUUCCAGCUUUUCUAGCCAAUCAGAGAUGAAGGAGGUGGGACUUUGUGCCUUUUUCCCCCCGGAAAGUCGCAAGAUAGCAUCGGGCUUGAUGUGUAUAGUCAGGCGCGUCAAAAUCCGCCUUUGAAUAUUUCGUGAUUUUGCGUUCUAUAUUCAUGUCUCCCGCUGUGUAAGGACCUUUAGUCACAUUUAUUGAGCUACGGCCCUCACAGGUUUGCCUGUUUUGUUUAAAAAUUACUAUAGGAUUAACCCAGCAGUUAAAAAUUGUUUUAUUUUGAUCAAAUAUAUUUAUCCCUUACAAAACCUCACCAUACAACUGAACCACUUCAGUCUGGCUCUCAGAGAUUCUGCAUUUCUCUUUAUCAUAUCAGAAAUAUUAUGAAAUGCAAAUUUAAGUCGAUUUCCAUCUGCUGCCAGAGUGUCUUAUGUUUAUGCUCUACGCCUGCAUUCAGCUAACUUACUCAUAAAUAAACUGAUGAGUGUCUUUGUAAGUGUUUUAGCGAUUUCUCUGAGACAGGAAAUUUUGAGUUGAAAGCUUUGUCCACUGUUUGUUGAAGUGUGCACGCCAGUUUUGUGUAUCUGGCCUGUCUCUUGUUGUUGUUAGAAGCUAAUCAAUAUAGCGAGGAGUGUAUGAAGAUAUAUUACAAUAUUGAUUUUUUUUUUUUGGCCCAAGCAGCAGCUGUUUUCUUGGUACAGUGUUUUAGAGUUGAAGCUGAGGUGUCCAUCACGGCUGAGAAAGCAUCUGUAAAUGUUUUGUUUUGUUGUUCAAACUGACCAAAUUGUUAAAAUGUUCAAUUUAAAACCACAUGAAACAAAAGAAAUCAUUCAAACUGAGGGAUCAGCUCCCCCCCUGAGAGGCUGAAACAGCUGAACAUGUAGCAUUUUUACCGGAUCAAUAACCUGAAUGAUGCAACGGUUAGUCAGUGAAAUUGGUUCUGCAUCAGUCUGCAGGAGAGUAAAUAAAAACUCCCCACCUGGAUGAGGCUGACAGCACAGCAGAUGUCUGAUAUAAUCAGGAUUAAAGUGUAUUGAUAACACUCAUAUUGAUUGUUUGUGUGGGUCAUUAGCAGGAUUGCAGCCCCGCUUCAUGUUUCACUGCAGACGCUUUCUGCUGAGUCAGCACUUGGCGGCUCGCAGUCCCGAUUGGAGUCACUUUUUCAGAUGUGUUGUGGUGUUUCUGCUUGUUCUCGGUCAUGUUAUCCUCGCACAGUGAGUCUUUGUGUGGCUGCAGAAUGUGGUUUGUGUAUCUGACUCGUCCUCAUUAGCAGGAUUACUGCGAGCGUUCAGAUUAGAGACCAUCUGUCCGUGUAAACCUGCACGAGAGCUGGACGGUAGCCUGUGAGGGUCCAUUCAUUCAUUCAUUUAAUCACCCUCAUACUUUUUAAUGCAUCAUAAAACCUGCAGAUGUUUGCCGCAGAUUCAGGAAACCGUCAUGAAUUUCGAUCAGAGAUUUUCAAAAUGGAUCCUGGCUGAGCUGAAUGUUUAGUUGAGAAUGUUUUAAAGAAAAAUGUUCAAACAUUUAUAUCUUUUUUUUUUGUUUGUUUGUUUGUUUGAUGUUAGUUAAAUUUCUUUAGGGUUAUAUAUUUAUCUGGAUUUACUACUCCUGGAAAAGGAGAUUUUUAGGGUUAGAUACUCUGAUCACACACCGGAACGAUUUAUUAAGACUGCUAGACCUCACACCGAAAGUCUGCUGUAACAAUUCCACUCAGUACAGUUAUCUUUUGUUCAAAAAAUCUAUUUUCCAUUAGCCGGAGUGAAACUGGACUCUUAAAAACAUUAUAGCACAUCAGUACAACUGAUAAUAGGUUUGAUUGAGUUUCUCUUCAAUGUUUACAAUGUAAUCUGACUUAAACAGGCUUUAUGCUGCGUUCGAGUUACCUCGGAAGUCAGAUCUCGGAGCUCAAAAUCACGUCACACGAAGUCGAAAAAAAGCAAAAUCGGAGGCGGAAACAAGAUGGCUACAUUGACGAAAGUUAUUUUAGCGCUUGCCUUGUACUUGUUAUAUUUGCUAAAGUAACCUUCAUAGAUGUAGCCAUCUUGUUUCCACCCCUGAUUUUGCUUUUGUCCGACUUGCGCUGGUAACUUGGGUGUGACGUUAUUUUCAGCACCGACAUCUGACUUCUGAGGGAACUCGAACGCAGCAUUAGUGCUCUGUACAGUUCACAUGUCGACUUGUUAACUUGAACAGUGAAUAGCAUAAAUGUGAUGAAAGAAAACGGGUGGUUGACAAAACUUUGACAAAGCUAAAAGGGGGGUAUAGUUCAACAUACAGCAAACAGUUGGCCUCUUGCUAAUAAGUUUCUCCUUUGUUUUGAUUCGCGACAUAUGAAGUCAACUCGGAGAUUGGCGACCAAUUGGGAUCCAUUUUCUCUUUCAUGUGUAACGUUCUGAGCAUGCUCCAAAAACCUAAACCAGGAUUUAAAAAAGAUGAAAUACUCGUAUCAUAGGAACAAAAGGUACAGAGCUGUAAAAGUUUCAUCCUGUUAUCCACUCGCUUACAUGAUUUUGAUUGUUUUGGUUCAUAAUAGAUUGACCAGAAGGCGACCCUGUAGUAAUGAACAGAGAGGGGCGAGGGGCGUGUCAGUGUCAAUUAAUCCUUGUAAACUGGUACAAGGAUAGUAAUCAAUUAGAAUCAGCCAGUUGAGCUUUAACCCCAGCUCUACUUAACUGUACAUGUGAAUGAAUAGACAGAUUCCUCAGACGUGAAAUCUCAUAGGAAGUUGCACAUCAGGUUGGUGAGAAUUUCCAGUUUGUUCCUCCCCUCAUGGGUUAUUGAGAUAUUACGUCAGGGUAGUCUGUAAAUAUCUACGGUGCCAGGUCUGGGAGGCUCCAAAUUGAUAAAAUACCCAUAAAAACAUGACGCCUUGGAAGGUGAGGCUGGCCUCACUGUAGGCGAUUUUGGGCUAAAUUUGGAGCCUGAUUCACCAGCUCCAUUGACAAGAGGAGCUUUCUGAUUUUGGUUUGAACAAUUUCCGUUUCUAUCAAGAACAGAAAAGCAGACUUAAACUUGUGUGUCUUAUUAAAUCUACAAAUCUCAGAUACUUAAACCUUCCCUGCCUGCAGAUGUUACAUUCUUAACUUCUUCAUAAAUUAAAAGGUUUAAGGAAGACUCGAUGGAAAUGUAUUCUAUAAUUUUCUCUAUCUCACAAAACUUUGGUACAGGAGAUUUUAUCACGCUCAGCUUAAAUUUGACUGAGUAUCUUCAAAAGUAAUCUCCUUCAUGCUGCUGCGUGUUUUAAUCUGGAUGUUGUGACAGAACAGAACAAAACAGAUGGAGUCCGACUGGAUCAGCUCAAACGAGGGAAAGUCAGUCAAAAUACAACACACCACUGUUCAACAUUUAUGAUCGAGGUCUGCUGCGACCUCUGACCUUUGACCCCUCUGUGCCGCGUCUGCUGUCAUGUAGCUGUUAAGAGUGGAGAGAGAAAGAGGGAGGGAGGUAGAGAGAGGUAGGCGGUAUUUUGAGGAUUAUCAGUCUGUAUUAAAACCUUCAUCCUUCCUAAACUGGGUCAACUUGCUGGAUCUACAGACUCCAGACUGGACCAGAUCUCUGUGACCCGGGUCAGAGCGGAACAAGACUGUGUCAGUUCAUUUUAGUUCAGAUUUACACUCAGGGACACCUGGAUUAUACCUGUGACAAAGAAUACUCCAUUUUGGCUCAGGUGUACUUAUUUUAUUUGGUAUACAAACAAAAAUCUUGCCUGUGGCGUUUUCGGGUUUGCAAAUUGACGUUCGCUGCGAUCAGAAAAGUGUACUGCUGCUCUAUAGAGCCAUUCUGUGAUAUUAGUUGAAAUUGAGUCACUUCUGUGUGUGAUCUGUGGGAGUUUGCAGCUUGUAGCGCCGCACUGAGUGAUGUAGGAAACACACCACAAGAUAAUCUGAUUCUUGGCCCAAUUCCCUCUUACAAAAGGCAGCAAAUUCCUGAUUUUCUGACGGCUCCAAACAGAAUCUCGCCACUUUUUCAUGUGGUGUGAGGCGUAUUGGGAGUGAUUUUACUUCCUCUCAUCUGCUAGGAAGACCACUAUGGCUGCACCAAUUUUAAAUGUUAUCAUUAUGUUGUAAUUUGUAAUUCUAACCAGUCUGAGACUGUGACGAUGGAGAGAAAAUUGGAGCUGUUUGGAAUAAAGGAUGAGUGCACAAUAUUUGUUUUGAGUUUUAUCACCUUCACUGUUAAGUUGGGCUCGGCAAUUCUGGGCCUGUUAAGAUCAGCUGAUUGCAGAUAAAGCCUCUGAUUGGUUGGCGUACAACAACAAAGAUGACAAUCAAUGAGUAUAGUCAGCUGAUUAGAGAAAUCACAAUAUAUCACUUAAUUUAUGUAAAAAUUCAUUUCAUUUUUGGAAGAUUGGAUUUGAACAGUCUCUGGAAAUACAGCAAUCUUCUUUGUUGAAAAGAAAAUUUCUUGGAUGUUGCAGAAACAGAUGGAGUUUAUCGACAGAAAGCUACCAGUUGAACGAAGCAAGUGGAUUUUAUUGUACAUUUUGAGGUCAUACUAUUCUGUUCGUAUGCUGCGUUCCAGUUGUACUUGGAAAUCGGGAUUUCCAAGCUCUGAGUGGGAAAUAAUCCGGAACACCCCCCUGAAUUCGGAUUUCCAUCUCGGAAAAUCGGCCGAUCCUUGCCAACCCCAACUUGACAACAAUGUCAUAAUUCAAGAUGGCAGCGCAGUGCAUCAACAGUAAAAGCUUUAGUAAUGUUUUAUGUAUUAGCACUUCUGUUUUGUUUUUGUGAAAUAAAAUAAGUGGUAUAUGUUGUACUGUGCAACAGUUAACUGCAAACAUGGUGCUAUGGUGUUUGUAGAGUAAAAUACUGUGUUGUGCUUUGUUUACAACUGGUAUCGCUUACAACCGCUAACACAACUGACAACCGCUAACGACAGCCGACAGUUGUAAACAACAGCUAACGAAGGGUAACUGUAGGCGUCCAUCUUGGUUUUCCGACUUGUUAACUGGAACGCUGUCAACUCAGGUAUAGCGUCAUUCCCAGCUCCGACUUCCGAGGUAACUGGAACGCAGCAUUAAAGCCGAUAUUGUGAGCGCAACAGUUUCAUCUUGUGUACCACAGUGCUUUGGACUGACUGCCUCUCACGAUGCCUUAUGUCAUUGUUUUGAAGGCACGCCAAACUUAUCUAAAGGUCUAUUUGCAAGGGAAUGACAAGACAAAGUAUGUGCAUGCUGUUUCCAUAAACCCAGAAUAGCACUUAACUGAAUGGUAUAGAUCAUCUCUAUGUAUCAGCGUCUCUCAGCAGCACUCGGUCUCGCUAUUUGAGUCGGUGUCAGACCAGAAUUUGAUAUCAGGAUCAGACCAAUGGAUUUCUAGUCUGGGUAAUCGAAAUAAAGUUACAGCCACAUCUCAGAUUGUGUUCAAAUGACACCAACUGGCAGCCCAAGACUGGAGUAAACAUGUCAUUCAGGUUGUCAGAGUUCCUGUCGAGCUGUGAUAGGUGUAUUUAAGGAAAGAUUUAUGCUCCUAUGACAGUCAGUUUGCUUACAAAGCUGUUCUAUAUCCAGAGCAAGAAAGACCCUGUCUCUAUCUGUCACUGUCUAUAAGUGUGGGUGUGUGUUAGUGUGUGUUUGUGUGUUUGUGUCUACGUCUGAGUCCAGUCCAGACGCGUCUAAUCUAACACUGAUUAGUUUUCUCUCUGUAUAAACACUGACGUCUUCUGCACUCAAAUAACCUGCAGGGAUUUUCAGACAUUUUAGCAGAUUGACGAGUGUUCCUGUUGCCCGUGUACAGUGUGUGUGUGAAACUGUGUGUUACAUAACAAGCUCUUUUUGGUGGUCUCAGUCAUGUGAUCUGUGGUAUGUUGAAGAGAGGCAGCGACACAACUUGUACUUCCAGUUUAAGAUCACUGGCAGCCCCGCUGUGAGGACUUUAGAGACACAGUCAGCAAAUAGCUCCACUGCUAACUGCUGCUAAUAAAACCACAUUUCACUUUUCUCUAGCUGCUCUUCAGACACACUUGGGGUUGUUUGAAGGUAGUUUUGAUGGAGCUGCGUCAGCGGUUUGCCCAUUUUUCCGGUCUGUAUGAGCAACACCAAGGAAGAAUAAAAACAUACGCCUUCAAUCCCAGAAAAGCUUGGACGCCGAUUCUGAUUCUGAUCUUUUGCAAAUCCUCUAGAGACUAUAUUUGACAGGAAAAAGCUGCGAAGGCAGCUUAUAUAAUGCUGAAACCAAUAAAAUAUAUGCGCUCGCUUUGAUUGUGAUACCGGAAACCUGUUUAAAAAAGUUGAAAUAAAGGCGAAUUUACCUGAAUGUGUCAUUAGCUCUGCUUUUACAAUCACCCUGUUAGUGUUAGUGAACCCAGGAGACCAGUUUCUAGAGUUUGGGAAGUGAAAUGUUGCCCCUGCCUGAUAUAGGAUUUCAGCUGCUCAACAGUUCAGGGUCACGUUUUGUGUCCUAGAGAACAUGGUGUCCAUGAUUUCCAAGUAGAACAUCAGAUUUUCAAUUUGUCAGAACACAGGACAGUUUUUCUCUUUUGCCUCAGUCCAAUUUGAAGAGGCCCAGGCUUAGAGAAGUCUCCAGUCUAUCUGGAUCACCUUUAGUCCUUUUUGCAGGAUUUCACCUGCAUUUGUAGAUGUCCUCCCACAUGUGGAAGUUACCCAUGCCAUGGACACACAUAUCUGCUUUUGAACUGUACGCAGAUGAUGAAGUGGCUGGUACCCGUCACCUUGAGAGCAGAGGACAAUGCGUCCAUGUUUUUUGAGCACAUGCAGCAACUUCCACUACAGAGCCAUGCCUGUUUUUAAUGCUGUGCUGCCUCAGGGCCUGAGGAUCAGGGCGGUCCAGUAUUGGUUUCUGUCCUUGUCCUUUUUGUACAGAGCAGGGCUCGACAGUGCGAACGUUUCACCUGCAUUUGCAACAAAAAAUAGAUGUGUGCGAAUUGUAAAAUGUAUUUAGGGGCACAUGUGCGCAUUAAAAAAAAAAUGUUUUUUCAUGUAAAUACAGUGGUGUAGUUAGUUUUAGGUUGGAUAUCUGACAGACAUGCGCCUCUUAUCUACCAGUGUCUUCUCACUCUCCAUAACCGGGAAUAGCAACAGCAGCGUGGUUAUAUCUACUCAGCACCCUCACUGUCAACAUCGGGUGUUUAAUAAGGGCCAUCAAUAAAUUACCUGUUGAUGUUCUCAAAAAAGGCUGUUUUCCUUCAAUAGCUUCCAUGUCAUGUGACCAAUUGACCUAAAAUUAAUUUCAAAUAAUAGAACUUAUGUCGACCAGUAAGACACACAUUAUGUGAUCAAUUGUUACUAAAGUUCUUUGUGUGCUCCUUACUUUUUGAACUUAGGAGCACACGUACUCCUUGUGAAAUAAAUUAGUGUCAAGCCCUGCAGAGAUUUCUCCAGAAUCUCAGAAUCUUUGAAUGAUGUUGUGUACUGUUUGCUCACACAGUCUUUCACAGAGUGAUGAAUCUCUUCCCAUCUUUCUUUCAGUAAAACAGUAAAUCUCAAAGUUUGAACAUCAGAUUUGAUCAUUUUUCAACAUUAUUUUUAAUUAAAAUCAUUUGCAUGCCAUCAAAAUCAGUUUUUACCAAAAUGUUACAGCAUCUUAGCUCGUGUAAUUGGGGUUGCAGCAGAUCAACUAAGUCUAGUCGCUGUAGCUUGUCAAGAUAACAAAUGUCAAAGUCUCUGUUUUUGUGUGUUUCAGGCAAAGGAGGCGAGCCGGUCUACUCUCCCGGUCACAGUGGCUCUCAAACGACAUCUCCCGUUGCCCUCCCGCGGCUCCAAAAUAACAACCAAAACCCUCUUACGGUAUGAGCACACACUUGGAUUUGGAGCAUGGAUUUAUCCUCUCACACUCACAGUGUUUUUCUGUAGCUUCAUAGAAAAUAAUUCUUAUGAAACACACUAAGAAAGUUUUCUAACUUUUUGACCUGUUUUAGGAGUCCUUUAGUUUACUUGUCAUUGUGUAUUUGUUUGGGUGUAAUAUCUGAGGCUGUAGUUGGACCAGAGUGCUGCUGUUAGCGUGUUAGCCUUCUGUUAGCCCUCUGGAGCAGCACUCCUCUGUAACAGUCAGCUGUAGCCUCUCAGCUAAUAAUAACCCACAGCUCCUGGAUGCUUUAAACAGCUGAUUGGUUUAAAGGCUGGUGUGAAGGACACACACACACACACCCACAUACACACACUUACAAAGGUCUAAUGGUAUAACAAGACUGAUGCAGCAUUUAUAUAGCCCAUUAGCCUCAGAGUGAUGCCCUUCACUGCUAGCUUUAGUAUUGAUUUCUGUAACAGCACAGUGAAGGCUUUUGGGAGGGUUUGGAUCAUCUUUCAGGAGGAGGAGGUGCCGCUUUGUUUCAAACCACAUUUGUACAGCAGAUGAAUCUGUUUAUUGGCUCGAGAAGAUUUUACAACCUUUAAUGACCCGUAACUACAGUAAAAACUCAUUUCAAGGGGGUCAAGGUAACAUAUUUGAUGUCAUAAAUGGGGAUAUCAUAUUAAGGUGAUAUCACUACAGCAAGUCUAUGACUCAAUAUUAAUUACAAAAUUUAAAAGGACGAGAGAAGACUUGGAUAAAACUACAUUACUAUAGCUCUGAGAAGCUGUUUAAGUCCACCCAGGACUCGUACAAGGAAGUUUGAAAGGUUGCAGUUUCAUAUGUAGCAUCUAUUUAAUUUUCCUGGUAAGGCAAACUUCUCCUGUGUUAUUCAAGUUUCUCACCACAACCUAAUCUUGUUUUCCUGAUGCUACAUUUAAAUACAUCAUAACACUAUAUAAUUUAUUUUACCCAUCACCUCCAACACAUCAUAAUGUUACCAUAUCAUCACCUCUUUUUCAGUCUUUACCACCUGGCUUCCUUGCAUUGCAUUUAUGCUAUCCAACUCCAAGGCUAAAUCCCGGCAUGCAGACUGUUUAGCGUGCGCAGAACGCUCGGGCCACUUUUAGUUUGAUUGAGCCGUAAACAUGGAAGAGAAAAUCUAUCCCUGUGCACAAUAUCUCGGCAUGUUACUCCAGCUAUGAGACGUUCGAUUGCAGCCGUACUAACAAGUUGACAUGUAUUUUAAAAGAUCGGUUUCAGUCAGACUAAUGCAGUAAAUCAACAAUUUUAACGUGUGAAUGUACUAAAUUACCUGAUUUGGAUUGAGUGUAGCGCUCUACCUGCAUGCUUAACUCUGCCAUACCUCUUUUGCUGAAAUAGCCACUUUGUAAACAGUCAACAUACAGUCCUGUCGUUAUCUAUUAUCGCACUAUUUGUAGUUCAAAACCUCAAAUACUUCCACAAGAUGUUUUCCAGGUACUCUGGUGUCGUCAUUGUCCGCUCAGAUAGGUUCAUGCACCAAAACAGUGUAUUAUGGAUCUGAACUGCUUAUUUACCUAUUUUAAUUAUGACCUUAAGUUCGAAUUAAGACUGGACUUUGUGAUAAAAAUUGACAGCCUUAGUCCUAAUGUGCACAUGUGCUACUUAAUCUUGUUUAAAGUGACACAAUUGGACGAAGAGUACUUUGAUGGUGUUAAAUUUCACAUUUUCAGAUGUAAAAAACAAAGUACAUGUUACAACCAAACAAACGUCCACUAACACAAUUAAUGUAGGUGUGCAGCCUGAAAUGCUAAUAAUGUGAGUAAAGAAUUGUAAAUAUAUUCUUAAGAUUAUCACUUGACUCACUGUUUGGAUCAGUUUCUGCACACAGUGACACAGAGACUGGUUUUAUGGUUGAUACUGUGUGUGUGUGUGUGUGUGUGUGUGUGUGUGUGUGUGUGUGUGUGUGUGUGUGUGUGUGUGUGUCAGCAGUUACAGUGAUACCUGAGAACAAAGUGUUUGGUUUUGUUGACUCCUCCCUCACCUGACAACACCUGGUGACUCACACACUGUUAUUGUUUUGGUUUCAUCACUUCCUUUUUGUACAGCAGAGUCCUCUCAUUGGCUAGCUUACCACACACACACAGACACACACACGUUCAUACACAGCUGCUUAGUUCAAAGACCGGCCGCUUUACACAAAAUAACAAUACCUCUGUGUUUGUGAGUGUUUCUCUGUGUGUGCGCGAAUUGAGACCAAAUGCACCUCUGUUAUCUGAAAGGACCCAGGUGUGCUGGUCGCCACGACAACAGGGAGUGACUCACUGAGCGAGAGACAAAGAGACAAAUGAGAGAGAGCCAGACAGCUGUUUCUCUGUGUGUUAUGUACAGUUGGAGCGCUUUUUUGUUGGCGUUUUAUAUCCAUAUUUUUAUUGUCAGUCAUUUAAAUUCUGGAAAAGACAGAUUUUUAGAAAUUAUGUUGUAAAAAGCACAUUUAUAUCUACUUUUAGUGUUUCUUUUUAUCUCUGCAUAAUAUUACAUUGAUGUUUUUAUUCUACCUGGGCCAUUAAGGACUCUGUUCUGCAGUUUAUACUAGUGGUAGAAUGAGGGUCAAUAAUCAGUUUAUUACAAAGAUAUAUGUACGUUUUAUACUCAGUGUUGUUUAGCAUUUGUAGAGAUUACAGUACACUUCACAGUUCUUUGACUAACUUGCACCUAAACGUUACUUUUAUUACUGAUUUCUGUGAUUUAAAGGUUAAUAUCAGGUUGAAAUUUUCACUUAAAGCCACAGUGUGAAAUAUUUAUCCAAACAGACUUAUUAGCAUGGAAAUAUGUCACUCAUUAAUAUGUGUUGACAAGUGUAUGAUUUCCUGAAUUUAGAAUAAGCCUUUAACUUCUACAUAGGAUGCUGAACUCCCAUAGAGGCAGCCAUCUUGCACCGCCAUGUUUCUACAGUAGCACAAAGCAGAUAAACUAGUAACAUGUGUUUUUGUAUUUUGGUGAUUUUAGUUAAGAGGAAGAGAAGGGUUGUGUUGUGUUGUGUACCAAAAAUGUAUUGAUAAGAGACUUUUGGUGGUAGAAACCUGACAAAGGAAGGAUCAUGCAGGAGCUUUUUGUCCUUGAAGGCUACUGUUGCUUCACCCUAAUGUUCACAACAACCCCUUACACACAUGCACUUUGGUAUUGAACUUAUCAGGACUUUAACCUGCAUGUGAAAACACAAAGUCCUAAUCAGUUGACCUGAUUUUAAACGGACUUUACCCUGCCAGCUCCUGAGUACAAAGUCUGUGUAAAAUCCCACAGAGCUGAAGUUUGAACACAGCAGGUGAAUGACUUGAAAAGCCUCCUCUGUGUUAAACCUGCUUGUUGCUAAAUAAUGCUCUUAAAUCUUACUACAAUGUGAGCCUCGUGCAGGAAGUGGCAUUAAUUCUUUGUCAGUUUGGUGUUUAUAUUUAACUAUUUACCAGAAUGCAGAAUUUUUGAGGGGAAAGGGCCAGAGAAGCUCAGGAAAUCCAGGAUUUAAAAACAGUAAUCAUCACAAGAAACGCUUGAAAGUUACAGUCUGAUUCUUCACCUUUCCAUCUUUGGCUCUCAGCUGAUCCCUGUCUCUGUGUUACCCCUCAGGGAGGCUCUAAAAUCGCCAUGUCGGACGCCGUCCAGCUCUCGUCGCAGUCGCAGGUCCAUGUCACCCAGCUGUACGAGGAGAACACCAACAAGCGUCCGGUCCUCACCUCCCAACCCAACGGCCUGGCUCCUCUCAGCUCCACCCGGCCGGGCCUGCCGCUGCCCGACCGCCAGACCUCGGCCACCGAAACCCCCCACCACUGCCGGCAGGGCAGCGCCGCCUCCAACAAGUCGACAGACAGUAAGCCAAAGCCCUCUCCUCUGAGCCCCGAGCAGGCCAUGAAGCAGUUCAUGUCCAAGAUGUCGUCGUUUGAACACCACGAGGUCUUCAGCUACCCAGAAGGUACGUACACAACCCUGUUUUUAACCCUUAGAAUAAAGAAUCUGAACCUUACCUUCCAUGGAUGGAUUGCUAAAGGAUCAUGUGCUUCCUCUUCUUAGUGUUUUUUGUCGGUCCAAAUGCCAAGAAGAGAUCAGGAGUGAUGGGAGGAGCCAACAAUGGCGGCUAUGAUGACGAUCAGGGAUCAUACAUCCACGUUCCACACGACCACAUUUCAUACCGCUACGAAGUCCUCAAGGUCAUCGGCAAGGGCAGCUUCGGACAGGUACAGCUGCAGAUCCAUAGUCCAUCGUUUUCUCUGUUUGUUUCACUGUGUAGAAGUUGCUUGUUGGAGCCAUUGCUGUGUUGAUUAUUGAAUAAUGUGACACAAUAAUAUCAGUGAAUCCAGCUUGUUGGUGCAACAAAUCAGCCAGUGUUGCUGUUGAUGCAAUGCUUUUGUAAACCAACUGAUCUUUCAUAAAUCUGAUUGGUCUGUAAGUAAAACUAACACUGAGUAACUUUCACUCAGAAGUUUUAUAGCAAAGUUAUUGUGCGCCAAUAAUCCUCUGAUUCAAUCAUAAUAACACAUAAUGUGUUAAACCCGCUUUGGCUGAUUUCUGAUGUAGAGAAUUUAAGGUUCUCAGAGAAACAGAAAACGCAUCAAGUUAAGUUGAAGUAGAAAACAACCGUCUUAUCUUUGCCUGACAGAGAAUAAUUCGUUUCAGUUUAUUUUUCCAGCAAACUGAAAAAUAAUCUGAGUCCGGUCUCCCUCCUUCCUCCAGGUGGUAAAGGCCUUCGACCACAAGUCUCAGGCCCACGUGGCCCUGAAGAUGGUCCGCAAUGAAAAGCGUUUCCACCGGCAGGCGGCAGAGGAGAUCCGCAUCCUGGAGCACCUGAGGAAGCAGGAUAAAGACUCGAGUAUGAACGUGAUCCACAUGCUUGAGAACUUCACCUUCAGGAACCACAUCUGCAUGACCUUCGAGCUGCUCAGCAUGAACCUGUACGAGCUCAUCAAGAAGAAUAAGUUCCAGGGCUUCAGCCUCCCGCUGGUCAGGAAGUUCGCCCACUCCAUCCUGCAGUGCCUGGACUCGCUGCACAAGAACCGCAUCAUCCACUGCGACCUCAAGCCUGAGAACAUUUUACUCAAGCAGCAAGGACGCAGCGGCAUCAAGGUACGACGGACGAAUCCAGUCUGUGCCGCCAAAAACUUGAUGCUCUGUCUUUAAGCCAACCUCUCUGUCUCUCUUCAGGUCAUUGAUUUUGGGUCUAGCUGUUACGAACAUCAGAGAGUUUACACCUACAUCCAGUCCAGGUUCUACAGAGCGCCGGAGGUCAUUCUGGGUGAGAACAAAAGUAGCUUUAGAUUUCACUUAAAGUUUAGUGGUGUUUUCCUUGCAGCCUUGAAAAUUUAAUUUGUAGAGUUAAGGUUCUCUGCAGGGUUCAUAUUCAUUUGCAGGUUAAAGUUUGAAUUUUGAAGGACAAGAAAAACACAUCAUAGCACAUACUGGUGGCAUUAAGGAUAGUGGCAUUAAGACUAGAAAUUAAUUCUAUUAUUUUUGCGAUUGUGUGCUAUUUGUACCUGAUAGUUAAGCAGCUAUAGCUUUUUUACGAGAUGGCCCCAGUAAUACACUUUGUGUCAUGAAACUAAGCGAGACUCCCUAAAGGUGCAAGUGCUAUUGCUUCAACCAGGAAUCACUGGACAUCAGUUGUCAGAAAUACCCCAGAGUAUCUACACACCAUAUUGACUCAUUGUCUUUCUCAAAAGUGUAACUUAAAAAGAAUAAAAAUAUUAUCUGACAGAGUUAGUGCUUUGACAUCAUCUUCUACCUUUGAGUCAUAGUUUCAGUGGUGUAUUUGAGUAAUGAAUCUAAAAGUCAAGAUCAUUAUCAUAAUUUCAAGCUGUUAGCUAUUCAAGUCCUGUGAAAAAUUGUAAUUCAAAGUUUAUCAUUUAAUAGAUCUAGUAAAAAUUAUUAAGUACGACGUGUAAUAAUCCCUGGUUAUAGUGUCAUUGCUGGUUAAACUCUUGUUUCUAUGGGUUGAUCUUCUCUCCAGGCUCCAGGUAUGGGAUGCCAAUCGAUAUGUGGUCCCUGGGCUGCAUCCUAGCCGAGCUGCUUACCGGAUACCCUCUGUUGCCAGGCGAGGAUGAAGCAGACCAACUGGCCUGUAUCAUCGAACUUCUGGGCAUGCCCAGUCAGAAGCUCCUGGAUGCCUCUAAGAGAGCCAAGAACUUUGUGUCGUCUAAAGGAUACCCUCGGUACUGCACUGUCACCACACUGCCUGAUGGCACCACCGUGCUGAACGGCGGACGCUCACGGAGGGGGAAGGUACGCGGCCCACCGGGCAGCAAGGACUGGAGCGCAGCUCUGAAGGGCUGUGACGACCCGCUGUUCCUGGACUUCCUAAAACAGUGUCUGGAGUGGGACCCGUCGCUGAGGAUGACGCCCAGCCAGGCACUGCGCCACCCUUGGCUAAGAAGGCGACUUCCUAAACCGCCAACAGGAACAACCACAGGAGAAAAGACUUCCUCCUCUUCCAAACGGGGAACCACCACCUCCGACGGCACGAUCACCUCCAUCUCCAAGCUCGCCACCACCUCCUCAACCACCACGUCCUCCUCAAAAACCAGGACUAACUUGGCAGCAAUCACCGAUGCCAACGGAAAUAUUCAACCUCGGACGGUUCUGCCCAAGCUGGUCAGCUGAGAGUGAAAACAUCCCGCCUGCUGUGGCGGGAAAUAAAAGCGCCGAUCACAAGCAUCCAUUAGCAGUCAGCUGGAACUGGAUAAAACUGGUUUGAUCCAGUUUUAAAGAGCGUUUGUUUUUUCACGCUGGUUUUCACAGCGUUGUUGGAGUGCUUUCAGGACAAAUACAGCCAUGGAAACUUAGUGUUGGAGUGUUAAAAUGUGCAGCAUGGCCAGGCUGGGAUGUAAGCCGAGCUGAAGGAAACUUUACCGAUAGAUUGGGGUGCGUUCAGACUCCUCAGUCUUUAGGCUAAAAAACACAUAGUUGUGUUAAUGUGGGAGCAGUGAGUCAGGCCUGACCUCACAAACAUAUUUGAAAUGAUUGUGGAGCUGCUCAGACAAUCAGAACACACACUCUGUAGCUCCAAACAUACAAACAAACAUGGUGCUGACUGAGGGAACAAGACUUUUUAUGCUUUUAAUCGAGCUGAUAGUCAAGUCAUUGAUUAGAUGCCAAAAAUCUAUGUUUUAAUGACCUUAAUCUUACAAGGAUAUAUCUGCACACAAAAGUAGAGUAAUAGCUAAUGUUUACUGAUCAAUAAGCCAAGAUAUAUGCUUCUAAUGCUAAGGUCACGGCUGCAAAAAAUGCCACAAUUAGCUUGCUCGUCUGUCAUAUCACAAAGGCUUUGUCCACAUGGUAACAGAUAUUUUUUAGAACAUUUAUUUCUGCUCAUCAUUUGUCCCCACAAUGACCUCAUGAGCAUGCCAGACCAUUAGGUAGUGAUCAAUCUGAAAUGCCGAAGAAGAACAUCUUAUGCCUGCAUAUCGAGCUAGCAGCAAUAAAACAGCAGUUCGUACAGUGUUGAAUUAAAAACCCCUUUAGACUCUGUUUACACACGGACGAAAGGCAAUGAAAGACAUAUGUUUUCAAAAACAUCUGCACACAUGUGGGCAGGGCCUCAGAGAUGUAUUUCAGUUUCGGGAACAUUAACACAGAGCUUGUCCUUACUUUUGCUUAAAUAGUGGCACAAUGAUGCAAAGCAAAAAUCUACCAUCCCUAACUAAGGCAUGCUAGCUGGCUAGCAUUCUUAGCAAGCGAUUUUUACCUUUCUAGCUUUAAUCGUUCUAUUUCGAUGCCAGACAGCUUUAUUUUGCCAAGCUGUCACUUUGCUAACAACUGACCUUUAAACUCGCUAGCAUUUAACUUUUUAUGCUGCAGGAGGCAAUGUUCCAUUAAAUAGCCUCUUGAAAUUCAUUGACAAAGGAGUCCUCACAAAACAGGGUAACAGUUGCAAAAAGUCCAGAUCUGGCUUGCUAGUCUUGUGUUCAUAUCGCCAUUACUCAGCAGUUUUUAGGUGUCAGUUUGGGGAACAUCCUCAAGCAUUACUUAUCACUUUUUACUCAAACUAUAAUCUGAUCAGCUCUAUCCUAAGCAUCAGCCCGUUAAUCGGCAAAUUUUCUCAGCUAGCAAUUCUUUAACAGCGUUUAGCUAGCAUGAGUUACCUUGCUAGCUUUGUGCCUAUUAGCUGUGUUUACUGUUAGCGACACCUUGCCAGUUAUUAGUUUUUACAGACAGCUGUUGGUCUAUGUUUAACUGUCAUUUUGCUGAUGAAAAUUGGCCAACAGCAAAUUUUAAAUUGGUCAGCUAGCGAAGCUGGCUCACUUUUUGCCUUUUUUGGCAGUCUGGUGGCUAGCCUUAGCCUUUUUUUUAGCCAUAGCCUGUUAGCUCUCCACUGCUGGGCCUUAUGAAGCACAGUGUUUUUUGAAGGUUUGCAAAGAGGAGGGAGGAAAAGAUGAGAAGAAAAGGAGGAAAAGAUGAGAAGAAAAGCAUGUUUGAGUGAACUGACGGCCUUUUGUUACUUUUUUAAUUCGCUAAAUCUGAUUGUUAAGGACACAAAAUGGCGGAAGGAGUUGUGAGGAUGUGAAGGAAGGUGGAGAGACAGUUAUUCAAAAGUUCUGUUUUAAUCAAAGGGCUCUGAGAAAAAAAAGGUCAUUGAAGGAGAAAUAAUGAAAUAUGGUGCAAGCAUUUAGCAUUUUUAAACCAAGGAAGCUGAUUCACUUAGUAAUUGAUUUUAAAGGCUGUUAACUCAUUUCAACCAGAUUUUAAUACAAAAAAAGCUCAUAUAUGUUAAUUUAAAGCUGAUAAAAGAGGAAAUAUUGUCUAAAGCGCUGUAGUAGUCAAAGUUUGUGUUGCUGACAGGAGAUUUUUCAUCCUAAACUUCAAAUCUUUUCCUCUGAAGUUUAGCUCUUUGUACAUUGAUACAUCCUACAUUUAACAAAAAUCACAGUUCAAGUUUUGAAAUAAGAUUUAAAAAGAAGUGGACUGAUGAAAGCUCUAGGGUUUAAUUAAAAGUAACACUAAACAUAUCCUCUAAAUCACACAUAAGUAAAUAUCAUUAUCCAAAAGGGUCCAGUCACAUCAGUAUGCCCUGCCAUCACUUUUGUGUUUCAGUAAAACUGCAGACAGUGUCGGACUAAUCAUGUAAACAUGGCAUUUGUCCAUCCUAUUCAGAGCCAGCAUAACAGACAUAUGGUGACUUGCUACCUGUAUUUUGAACCAGAUUUUUCAGGACAGUUAAGAAACAAUCUCCGAUACAGGUCAGUGGAAACACAUCAAGUGCGUGUGAGGUGAGUUUGGAAGUUUACAUUGCCCUCAGCCGUCAUCAUGAGCUUAACCUAAUUGUUGAGUUUCACAUCACACGCAUAGCCAUGUAAAUGCUGACUCGGCAUCAAGCUGUUUUUGGAUUCAUGCAAGUGGGAGAGCAGAGAAACAGGUUCAUGUACACCUGGAGAAACCACAUUUUUAGCCAUUGAAUCACCAAUAGAGAAGCCUUUUCUUUCUCUGCAAGUAGGACAGAAGAUAAUGUCUAUAUUCUGUGAAAUAUUUUACAUUUCAUUUUACAAGGAAAUUAGAAGUUUUCCAGCAGUAUAAGUUUUUGCAGCGUGUGAAUAGGUGGAGUGUACAGAAAAUUUCUUAAAUCAUGAUAAUAUAUAAAUUGCGUGAUACAGUUCAUUAAAAUUUACCACAUUUUAGUUGGGUAUACCUCCUCAAGGCUGGGUCACCUGCGAUGUAAAAACAAAUUUAAAGCUCGUGUAUGCAACUUUCAGGUUGCCUUGAUUUUGGUGCCCCCAGUGGACAGAGCAAAAACACUUGCUUCUUUGCAAGUCUUGACCCGUGUUUGUGGAAAAUGGUGUUAUCUCUUAAAAAACUCUAAUGCCUUCCAUAAAUGGUCAAAUGUAUUACUCAUUGUGAAGGUUUGCAAGGUAAAUGAAGCUUAACACUCUUAGUCAGUGUCAUAAUGUAAAAAAUCUCUUACAAGAGCUUUAAAGUAAAACCAUGAAAAACAAAUGAAACUAUUCCAGCGAAAUUAUCACAUUAUCAGAAAUCAAGUGAAGGCUCCCAGAACGAAGCAAAGCGUGUCAUAAAUAUUAUGAGAAAAGAUUUUAAUCAUGUCAUCAGCUUCAGUGAAAGUUACGACAAUAAGAGUAUUAUUGUUUCUGUCUUCAUUGACCUGGUGCAUGCUGGGACCGUCUGCACCUUCCUGCAGGUGCAAACUGGAUCAGCCAGUAUACCCAGCUUUAUCUGUCUUUAUCUGCUGUAGCCUGUAAUCUCAACAUCACAUGAAGGAUCACUGCUUUAAAGGGCACUUCCUGAUGUGACUGACCCUGAUUCUGUCAGUAAACAAUGAUUUGUGUAACAGCAAUCCCUGCACAUACAGGAGAUAAUUAGGGCCAGGCAAGGAAUUAAAAAAAAUAUAUACAGGCAAAAAUAGUUUAUUUUUGUGUCUGAAGAAUAAGGAGAAAAUGGAUUGAGUCAAUGGAUUCAAGUAUGUUGGUCCUUAAAGUAAACUGCAGAAACAUUCAGUGAACACAAAAACUGUCAGAUAUUUUACCAAAUGCAAAAACAUUAAAAAUUUAAAAUGUUUCAUCAAGUGCUAAAAUCACAAUUCAAAUGUUUGAAAAAUAUCCCUGAAUAUGCCAAAAACACCUGUUUUCUUUCACAAUUCUUAAAAGGAAAAAAAAGUAUUUAGUCUAACUUUUAGACCAGUACAGUUGCCUUAAAAGUCAACUGCAAAUACAUUUUAUUAAAAGAAAAAAGAAAAAAAUUCUCUGGGAUGCAGGUUAACAUUGAAAAUAUUACAGAGCAAGUACUAAAAUGAGUCACAGGUGUUUUUAUGGUGUCAUAUGUCCAGCAUUAUUUUUAUUAGUAAUUCUUUUAUUCUUGUAAAAGUGCAUUACAUUCAAUAUUUUAAGUUUGAAUAUAUAUAUAUAUAUUUUUUGCAGUUGACUAUCAGGGCCACCAUACUUUGGGUCAGGUAAAACAAUAUAAAUAAGAGGAGGAAGUGUAAAAGUCAGUUUGCCUUUUGCUGACAUCAAAAAAUAGAAAAUAAAUUCUCAGAAUCUUUUUUUAAAUCUAUAUACUAAAUUUUCAGACGUCUUUGUAAUAUUUUGACAUUUCUUGUAUAAUUGAUUUUUUUUCCUCUGCCUGGCACUGUUUCUCAAUUUUAGCAAAAAAGCUAUGAAAGAUAAAAUAUUAGACUGCAUUAAAAAAAAAAAAAAAGGUAAAAACUAAAAAAAAAGUUAAAGUGUAAACAAGCAGAUAUUCUCUGACUGACUGUUAAUGUUUGAAACUAAAGGUAGUAUUUUAAAAAAGGAUCUUUAAAUGUGAUCAAGGAGGUGAGGGAAGGGGUUUGAAGACACGUCUAAUUUAUUUUCCACAAUUUAAUUAAUAUUUAUUAAUCAAAUCUACAAAUUAACUAUGAUGUGCUGUUCACAGUGUAUACUUGAAUUUAUGUGUGUGUGUAAGUCUGUGUGUGUGUUUGUGUGUGUGUGUAGCAGUGUGUAUGUAAAAUGUUUAUUUUUAAAGCUUGUUCCCUCACAAAAACACAUAUAGUUAAAACACACACACACAAACAUAUCUGAACGCACUCUGCAGUUUGGCUCCACCCACUUAAGGAUGAGUUACACUGGGGUGAGGAUGGAGGAGGAAAAAGAGGAGGAAGAGGAGGAGGAGGAGGAAGUAGGCCGCCAUCGGCCUGGCAACUGUGAUGUAAUGUAGCACAUGAGGAAGUGGAGGACCAUGACAGUGAUGCACAGAUGGAACUGAUAAUGUAAACACACAGACACUACCUGCUCCGCCCAUCUCAGGGGAAGCUCCGCCCCCUCCUGGACCUAGACAGGAAUGAGGAAGUAACUGAUCGAUAAAGAGGAAGAGAAGUGAGGAGGGGGUGGUCCUCUCUGAUGUUUUUUUUGUUGUUUGUUUUCUAAAGAUUUGAUUGGUUGGUUGGUUGAUUGUGUUUUUUAAUUUUGUAAUUUUUUUAGUGAGACGAGUGCUGAGAGUCGUAACUUUGUGCCUUCAGUAUCUCAUCGCCAUGCCACGUCAACCCAGCACACACACAAACACACACAGACACACACUUCUGUACAGUGGUCAUAUCUAGACAACAAUACUUGCUGAUAUUUUACACCAAAACUCAUUUUUGUAGAAAUCAGGAGGUAAUCUUUCAGAGCAGCUCACAAUGAUGUCAUGAUUUAGUGGCCAAAGCCUGCAUUCUGAUUGGCUCCUUGUUAUUUUAGCAAAGCCCAAAGAUGCCAUGUUAACUCUCUGACAUUUGACCCCUGACCCAAGGCUCCUUGCCCCACCUUAAAUCAGUGUGACCAUAAAAAAACGAAAGCUUUAUACUUGUCUUUUUUUAGUAUUUUUUUACCAGCCAGCAACCUGACACACAAUCAGGGCCCGUUUCCACUGACAGAUAUUUUUUUCUUCAACAGCACCCACAGCUUCAUUUUCAUGAGUGUGAGUUUCCAGCAUGUACCAACAAUCAGUUAUGAAAGUCGUAUCACAAUAUGACACCUCCAACUUUAGUGAUUGGUAACCCCAUUUUCAAUUACUCUGCAUGCUUCAUAUUCUCAUAUUCAAGACAGUUUUCCCCAUAAAAUGUAAACAAUAGAUCAGAGCUGUGUCCUGGUAUUAGCAGCAGCUUCUCACCAGUAAGUAUAACGCCCAAAUCCAAGUGUGAUCGGUAAACUCACGGCUAUUGUUGCUAAUAGAGUUUAAAUCAGAAGUCACGCUCUGUCUUGACUGUAAUUGGUUGUGAAUAAAGAAGUUUUAUUGAGAAGCAUGGCCAUAUUUCACAAGUUAGCCAAUUUUCAACUAAGAGUGAAGUGACCAAAAGCAGCUUAAGAGAGUGUUUAGCACUGAAAACAUCGAACUAAAUUAGUUAUCUGUGGAUAAAGGGUGCUCCUAGGGCUAAAAGAGAAAAAGUGCAUUCAGUGGACACAGGCCCUUAUUUCAGUUGUCUUAGAUGCAGCGUCAAUAGUUGCUAUUCUUCUAGAAGCCAAUUACUGCCAGAAGACAGUAAUGGACCAAAAACAGCUAAAGAGGGUGUCUUUAUGAAAUCUCAUUACUGCCAGAAGAAUAGACAUCUAAUACAGUCAAUUAAAGUCAAAACUAAAGUAUUGAGGAAAACUGAAGUAUUUCAGGGAGAAAUAUUCAUUUAUUUUAUAUUGAUGUUAAAUAAAUAUCAAAUAAAUGAAUAUUUUUUACAAACUAAGAUUAGGCCUGUUGUGGUGACAUUUUAUGAUCUUAGAAUUUUUACUUUACUUUUUUACCGGGAAUUUUUCUAUUGGACUUUGUAAUUGUCUUUAAAUUUCCUUCUAUGACCCUUUUUUUUAACCAAAAGAAACACUGACAUAUUGACUGAAAUUGAGUCCGAAAAAAAUAUCAAUAUAAAAGUUAUUACCUGUAUUAUCAAAACUGGGUCUGCACAGUGUUUACAGAGCCAGCAGAGCAGGCUAACACACCAACAACCCAUUGUAGCUGUAAGCAAAGCACCUUUGACAUCUACAGGUGUGUUUCUGUGCGUGUUGGGGUGAGGGGGGAUUUAAACCAUGGCUGCACAAUGUACAGACACAUAUCAGCCAACUGUCGCCACAGGACAAAAUGGCGACACCUGCUGACGACAGGGCUAAGCUAACACUAGCCGAUCGACCGCUAGCCUCCAGGCGCUAGCUGCUGCACUGAUAUUUUCUCAACAGUGAAGCUAACACUAGCCUACUGCUAACUGACUGCUAGUAGCACCUAGCAAAAUGGUGUUUUAAAGCAUUCUUCUACAUGUUGGUACCUCAGACUGCUCAGUUAUCAUUAUUAUUAUUAUUAUGAUUAUUACUGUUGUCAUUGUUGUGACUAACACCCAGGGCAUUUGGUUGAAUCUACCAAAGUGCAUUCCUUUACAAAGCUAGCUGAGAGCUAGCUGCUCAAACAGAAACACAGGUAGGUAGAGAGAAAGGUGAGACAGAGAGUCAAAGUAAGUGAUUGAAGAGGCAAUCGGAGGAGCUGCCUUUCAGACAUAAAGGAGGGAAGCAGAACACAUGAUGGUGUUUAUUUUUUAUUUUUAUGUUGUUUUUUUUAGGCUGCAGUCCUACAGGAACAUGAAGUCUUUAACCGACCUCUUGGUAGCAUAAAUAAAAAGACUUUCUCUGCUCGUGUGAAAGCAGCUGUAGCCUAACUAGCCCGCUAGGUUGUUAACAUGCUAGCCAGUUAGCCUACUAGCUCAUUCGCUAUUCGGCUUCUAUCAGGAGGUCUCUGCAGCCAGAAGUUAGCGUGAAGCUGCGCUGCAUUUCUGUGACGUUUGCCAGCUGGGUUUUAUUGUGGAUUUUAUCUGUAAAUAAUGUGGAAAAUGUUUGAAUAAUAAUUUUUUCUGGGGUUGAAUGCGAUGCUGUGCCACGUCAUGGCCAGUUUUACAACGUACUGUAUCUACUGUACAGAACACAAAAGUUGACACUUUUUCUAGUGAGCCUUUGUUAAAUUUUAUUGUGGUGGAAAAAUUAUUAUUAUUAUUAAUAAAACAGUUUUAUUGUUCAUCUGUCA